Amphibalanus amphitrite is the source of this 2741-nucleotide messenger RNA. Its product is annotated as facilitated trehalose transporter Tret1-like. Gene Ontology annotation, molecular function: transmembrane transporter activity. The coding region runs from base 1062 to 2387 and encodes 441 amino acids. The record is from RefSeq and is a predicted model, not a curated record. The transcript is spliced from 5 exons. Lineage: Eukaryota; Metazoa; Arthropoda; Thecostraca; Balanomorpha; Balanidae. Gene Ontology annotation, cellular component: membrane. Gene Ontology annotation, biological process: transmembrane transport.
GGCACACCGAGACCCAGACCAGCCCCGCCCGCUGCUCCCCGACCCACACAGCAGUCAGUCAGCCAUGGAGAAGAGCGCCCACACGGUGAUCGACGUGGCCGGCUACCUCGGCAACAUCCAGCUCCGCCAGUGGCCCCAGUACGUGGGCACGCUGCUGGCCGGUCUCACGCAGCUCGAGAUCGGCAUUGUGAUGGCCUUCUCUGCCGUGCUGUUGCCGCAGCUGGAGGCGGACGGGGUGGAAGUCUCUCCCGAACACCAGAGCCUUCUCGCGUAGCAAGUGUGCAGCAAUCGACAACGGGAAGGUUUGUGUUUGGAGUUUAGUAGGAGAGGCGCCAGAGGGUUCGCCCACUUCACAGCUACGUUAGACAAGGUCCAGAGUCAAAGUUACUAAUACUAGGUCACUUCAGCUAUCCUUUAGAUUCACGAAUCAAGGGCGGGACAUCAAUAGGGGCAAGAGGGACACCAGUCAACAGGGACAUGAUUAAACCACUGCUAACUAAUUGGUAUUCCCUGAUACCAGCUAUUUAGCAAUGGCGUACCUGCACUGGAUAAACGGUCACACAUUUCCACCGUGAGCAAUCACAUUACCGAGUUUUUUAUGCAAUUAGUUAGCUCUCCUGCCAGAAAGAAAGGAUUCAGACUUGGGAUCCGUAGACACAAAAAAGGCGCUGACUGUGAACAAAGUAUGUGGCAAAGACGGAAGGAAUUAGGAGCGACCAGAAGGUCGACUCCGAGGCUGAUGGUCGGCCGACUGCAGCGCUGGGGCCGGCCAGAAGACGCGGAGCCGCGGCCGCUGCCAGCGCCGACAGCCAGCUGAGAGGAAGGAGGACGCGCCGGCGACUCUGGAGGGCCCAGCCCCGCCGCCGUCCCCGGUGGGCACCGGUAGCGCGAGCGGCGGCCGAGCGGCGACCACCGGCGGCCGGCCGGCGGGAUCGCUCCCUCGCGCUCCACCGACACCCUAGCCUAGCCGGUAGCGGCGCCCGGCACCGGAAGUCUGUUUGUCCAUCACCACGGCCGGCAUCGUGCUGGGCUGCUCUCUGAGCACGGUGCUGCUGCGCUACAUGGGCCCGCGCCGGCUCAUGAUGCUGCACAGCCCGCCGGCGGCCGCCAGCUGGCUCCUGGUGGCCGCCGCCAGCGACAUCCGCCUCGUCAUCGCCGGGAGGCUCCUGGUCAGCUUCUUCAACGCCGUCACGCUGCCCUGCUACCAGGCCUACAUCUGCGACGUGGCUGUGCCGCGGCUGCGGGGCCGGCUCUCGGCCACGCCCGAGGUGCUCUGCUCGCUGGGCGUGCUGAUCGGCUACGGCGUCGGCUCGGCCGUGCACUGGACGCACAUGGCCGCCAUCCUGGGCGUGCUGCCCAACGUGCUGAUCUUCGCCGGCUUCCUCUGGCUGCCGGAGUCGCCCAGCUGGCUGACCGCGCAGCUGCAGUUUGACGAGGCCGCCGAGGCCGGACGCUUCUACAAGGGCGACGACUACCCAGUGGAGCGCGAGAUCGAGGCCGCCGCGCGCCGCGCCGAGAAGAGCGAGCGCGUGACCGUGCGGGACGUGCUGCGGAAGAUGGCAAACCGCGAGACGCUGCUGCCCAUCCUGCUGGUCACCGGCCUGUUCGUGUUCCAGAUCCUGUCCGGCAUGCUGGCCGUGCUCAGCUACGUGGUGACCAUUUUCCAGAUGGCGGGCACCUCGCUGGACGAGUACAUGUGCGCCGUCAUCAUCGGCGUCACCCGGCUGGCGGCCAACGUGCUGGCCUCCGGGUUCGCCGACCGGUUCGGCCGGCGCACGCUGCUGAUCGGCUCCAGUCUUAUGUCGGCGCUCAGCCUGGCCACGCUGGGGGCCUACUUCUGGGCGCAGCAGCGCGGCCAGCUGGCCUCGGCCGACAGUCUCGGCUGGGUGCCCGUCACCGCCCUCAUCCUCUACAUGGCCGCCGCCAACUUCGGCAUCGGCCCCGUCACCUGGAUGGCCAUGGGGGAGCUGGUGCCGGCCAGCGUCAGCUCGGUGGCUAACGGCGCCAUCCUGCUCGUCUGGGGCGCCGUCUACUUCGGCGUGCUGCAGGCGUUCCCGUACCUGACGCGCUGGCUGGGCGCGCACGGCACCUUCUGGGCGUUCGCCGCGUGCUGCGCCGCGCUGGCCGCCUUCGCGGCGCUGCUGCUGCCGGAGACGCGCGGCCUGGAGCUGCACCAGGUGGAGACGCUGUUCGCGCGCCGGCCGCCCACCGACGCCAGCCAGGACAAGAAGGCGGACGACCUGCGGGAGGUCCGUCCGCGCCACGAGCCGCUGCCGGUGCAGCGUAACGCGCUGCAGCUGGACCGGCAGCAGGUGCAGGAGCUGCGGCAGGUGCGCCGGCGCACCGAAUCCUGCAUGGCCGAGUUCCGCACCCCGGCCGCCAACUAGAGCCCACCACUCCAACCGGCAGGGCCGGUGGUGCCUCAACACACACUGGAGGUGGGUCCAGCUCACAGUUCCACCGGCGAACAGUUCCAACUGUAGUGGGCACAGGGACGAUACCCGCGGUCAACCGCACCCGCGAUACCCAAUAUCAUUAGACGUUAGGGAAAGUGCCGAGGGAGAAAUGCACGUCGUGAUAAGCAUUAUUGGUGGUCUCAUGGUUGUGCUUGUGAGCUAGAACACACACAAACUGAAAGCAGUGGCGUAUUUAAUACAAAGGCAGUCCUGCCUUGAAACAUUAUUAGGUAGGCUUGAAGAGUGGCAAGAGCGGCGAGUGGAAUAAAUGGAAAAUGUCGGUUA